AUGGGUGAACAAAUAAGUGACAAUUUUGGUCAAGAAAGUUUAGACCUUUCGGUAAACGGAAAUAAUGGGUUCAAAUUUUCAAUGGACUCUUUACCCAUUAAGCCACUUUCCCCUUCGUUACCAUUAACUACAACAAAUUUACGUUUUGCAUCACAGGGUGACCUUGGAAAACUUUUUGCUAUACAAGGGAACUUGGACAAUGUUUCUUCGUCUCCUUCAAUAGCUGAUCAACUUGAGCCACAGCCUCAUUUCAUCCUUGAUAGUCCUGAUGAGACAUCAGGUCAUCGAAGGAGAGAUAGCAAUGUCUCUGCAAUGUCCAUACAAUUAUAUGAUGUUAUUGGUUCUGGUCAUCAAAGACGAGACAGUAAUGUUUCAAAUAUGUCAAUGCAAUUAGACACUCCUAGUGAAACAGAAUCUGGUAAUGAGGAUGAAAGUAAAUUAGCUUUUUUCCCUUUCACAUUUUCCCAAAGACCUUUAUCAAUGUCAAUACCUGGAACCCCUACAACGCCCCCAUCUCAUAUUUCGAAUUUUUAUUCAUCUACUACAAGACCAUUAAUGUCUCAUCACCCUCAACGUAUAAGGAGAAUGAGUUUAGAUCUAAAUGUGGACAGUAAUGGAGAUCCAAAAAUUGAAAAACCGUCACCCAUGCACCGUGCGGUCAAGGCAAGGAGGGCCUCUCUGCUGCCAAAGACCAAAUCUUUUCAACGAGUUGUCAAUGAGCUUCAAGAAGAAUUGCAACCAAUUGAAACGGAAAUUAAACAAGAAUAUAAAACUACAAAGGAAUUCCUAAAUAAUUGGAUUAAAUUUCGAGAUAUCCAACCAUCACCUCCUGUUUCAAAAUUAAAUCCCGAGGUUGAUAUGUCGUUUCGACAAGAUACUCCUUCACCAACCUCUUCUGUUGGAGCUUGGUCUAUAAGUGGUAGAAUAAAACGAAAAGCAUCAGAAGAUCGCUUUGAACCCUAUUUCAACCCAAAAAGACGUGCUGUUUCACCAAGUUUGGCUGCAAGUCCACCAAUUGUAUCAAGCGUCCCAUCUCCUCCAAAUGUUGCUAAUUCACCAUCAUUCUCAGGGACAGCUUCAUCUAAUGGAAACUGCUCAACAAGAGGACAAAUAAAGGGUAAUAGUAAUUUGGUUAAUAUGCAAGAUGCAAAUGGAAGUUUUAGUAGAAUGAGCUUAAACGGAGAAUAA
Messenger RNA from Funneliformis geosporum, 1188 nucleotides. NCBI's taxonomy places the organism in Eukaryota, Fungi, Glomeromycota, Glomeromycetes, Glomerales, Glomeraceae. The record is from the annotation of a GenBank genome assembly.